This is a messenger RNA of Sarcophilus harrisii (Tasmanian devil), 2727 nucleotides long. It is a transcript of the gene CMTM8, whose product is annotated as CKLF like MARVEL transmembrane domain containing 8. Lineage: Eukaryota; Metazoa; Chordata; Mammalia; Dasyuromorphia; Dasyuridae. Gene Ontology annotation, biological process: myelination. The transcript is spliced from 4 exons. The record is from RefSeq and is a predicted model, not a curated record. Gene Ontology annotation, cellular component: membrane. Bases 1 to 459 code for a protein of 152 amino acids. Gene Ontology annotation, molecular function: structural constituent of myelin sheath.
AUGCUUAAGAAUCUUGCCAGUAAUCGGCCAGGAACCUGUUCUCUGGGCUGGUGUGGGAGGGCACAGGCUGGCCGCCGAGGUGCUGUUUUUGGUCUGCUGGUAUGGACACUGAUCGCUGGGACAGAGUAUUUCCGGGUCCCUGCCUUUGGCUGGGUGAUGUUCGUUGCAGUAUUUUACUGGGUCCUGACGGUCUUCUUCUUAAUCAUCUACAUGACCAUGACCUACACCAGGAUCCCCCAGGUGCCAUGGACCACAGUGGGCCUCUGCUUUAAUGGAAGUGCCUUUGUUUUGUACCUUAUUGCCGCCAUCGUAGACGCUUCCUCGGUUACCAAAGAGAGGGACAGCCACAAUUACAACAGCUGGGCCGCCUCCUCGUUCUUUGCCUUUGUGGUCACCAUCUGCUAUGCUGGGAACACGUAUUUCAGCUUUCUGUCGUGGAGAUCCCGGACCACACAGUGAUCGCCAUUUCGACGAUGAUUUUAAUUGAAAGAACAUUGCUGUAAAAGCCGCCACGAGUAGCAUGUACAUUUCCAGAGAACUGUGUUUUUGGCGUGUUUUUGUACACUUAAUCCCAUUGUGGUCGCUAUGGUCAGUUGCAAGUAAACUGGAUAUUUGUUUACAAAACACUGUAAACCCUUAGGACAAAACCUUUUCAGUACAUUGUUACAAACUUUGUAAAUCCUAUUUUUUCUUAGACGAUAAGUAAGAAUUGCUAAUGUUAAGAACACAUCCACUUUGUAAAUCUAACCUUUAAAAUGCCAGACUUUUUUUUUUUUUUUUUUUUGAUUAAAUGUUUGAAAAUCAUCCAUAAACUUCAGUGUCUGAGUUUUGGGGAUACAUGGAAGAAAAUCGAGUCUUUUCAUUACAACCAAAGCAUGUCGCUCCAUGGGACGUUGAGUGCUUGCAAGAUUAUUUAGGAGAAAGCUACCUGGAUUAGCAGAGCAAGUUUAGGGGAUUAACUCAUCACCUGUACACUUACAGUCACUGCCUUCAGGCUCCUGUGUUCUACAACAGAGAUGUGAAAGGGCUGGCUAAAUCAGAUGAAAUAUUAAUUCCAAAAUGCUUCAGAAAAUGCAUUAAAAUACAACAGAACACAGAUAAUAUUAAAAUUAUGCUUUUCUAAGUCAGUAUGUACUCCAUAGGGGUCUUUAUCUACAAUUUAAGUUUGGCACCACUGUCCUAUGUGUUUUGAAAAUCUGUCAAAGGGAAUUCAUUCAAUGGAAUAUAAUUUAAAAUGGCAAAACCAAGCCAAAUGACAGGAAAAUACGGGGUCUUCAGAGAUCUGUCUUCUAGAACUGGUAAGCUUUUGGACCAUCCCUGGAAUAGGACCAUAACUACAGUUGGGAGAUCCAGGCUUGACGCCCCCCAGGUGAGGUGGGGGACCUCAGUUCCAGUCAUGUGAACCCCCCAUCCUUCUGACUCUGCCUCCAGUAGAAGGACUCACCAGCUUCAGAACAUCCAUCCUCUCUUUGGCAUCAGCCUUCCCCCACCCAAGUAGCUCUCUCUCUUUGGCAGGAGGCAGGCCUUCAGCGACUUGAAUAUGUCCCAGGAUGGGAUCCUUCUCCCCCCACAGAAUGCCCACUCCCUUCUCUCAACCCCAAAUUGACUAAUAACGACACUGCUGUGGACAUAGAAGUAACCCCCAUCCUCAUUGGCCACAGCCGUCACUGAAUGUUUCACAGCAAACCCACACAGGGGAAAGUUGCCAGCUCAACUUGGGCUUAAAAAACCAUGAUCCUUUGGGCUAAUAACCAGGUUUAUGGCUCCCAAAUCGCUAGGAAUCACACACAUGUACACAGAAUACAAAGGGAACUGUGCUCAUCUGUUCUGUUGCCACCAGGGUCUCCGUCUUCAAUCAGCAACACCCUCAAAGGCCCAGGAAAUCACUCCACAUCUGCAGGCUGAUUCCAGUUGCCCACAGCACCUGGGCUCACCCUGUUUUAUCCCCAGGACUGCAAAGGGAGCCAGAGUCCUUUCCAAAAUCUGCUAAUUUAGGACAAGCAGAUCCAGGGUGUCUUUGAAUACACUUGUUGAAUAAGGAUGAACUUGGUAAAAUUUCUUUAGGGCUGUAUCAAUGUUAUCUAGAUCUCACAACCAACUCUGAUGCAGGUAUUAAUAUGAUCUUGAUUUUCCAUUUAAGGAAAUUGAGGCUGAAAGGUUAGGUAACUUUCCCAGAGUUUAUACAACUGGGAAGAAACCAAGGCCAGAUUUGAACUCAUGUUUUCCUGACUUCAGGUCUAACACUCUCCUUAUUAUGUCACCUUGCUUCCUUUGUUUUACUAAAUUAUGUCAGAACAUUAGCCAGGAGAUCCAGGAAAAGGAUGGGAAAAAAUUCCUAUAGUAAUGUUUCUCCACAUGUCAAGGUAUCAUCCUCAUGAUGUCAUCGGUCCUCUUUGAAGGUGAAAGGUGAACAACAAUCCUCGAACUCAUUUCCCACCUUAAUUUCCCUCCUGUGUAUGGGCCCCUGCUUCUCACUGGCUCAGCAUGGCUGGUUGGCUUAUAUUCUGUUAUAUUCUCCUGUUGUCCUAUAGAAAUGAUAAAGUGCCAUCAGGCAAGAUCUAAUUAGUCUCAUUGCCAAUAUAUUUUUAAAGCCCUCUUUAAAAUAGGGCUGAAUAGAGCUGGAUGUUUUAAAGGAAAUAUAAUCUCUGCCCUCAGAGUUUUCCAUCUGAAAUGGGAAUUCAGGCAAGCCAUCAUGCAGUACUUUUAAAGCACCUACGAUGUACCACU